UGCCCGCGCAGCAGACUCGGUUCCAGUCAGACUAUACAAGUCGAUCUACAGACGGGAUAGAAAUCUAGAAGAAGACUUGAAGAGCCAGCGUCUGGUCAGCAUCAUCAAGCGCUGUAUUGCUCAGUGUCUGUCGCGGUUCAUUCUCUCUGCCCGUCCAUCUGUUAGCGGCCAGGCACUGCCUAUUUGGCAUUUCCGUUUCUCUGCUUGAUUUUAUUUUUUUUUCUUGUCUGGCUGUCUCUCUUUCCCUUGAGAGAGAGAGAGCAAGGGUGGAGUACACGCAGUGAAGCUUAAGACAAGGCCGCAUUGGGAUUGUGUUGUCAUUUGCCCAUCGUCUUUGGCCGUCGUCGGCUUCUUAUCAACAAGUGGCUCUCUCAAGUUGCUUUCAACGGCCACCUUUAGCCAUCCCUCAUCUCAAGACUACUCUCAGCUUUUUGUUAUCUUUUCUUCCAAACGAGUUAUCUGUCGUUUUAAACCUCUGGCUCAUCGUUUUCGCAGUUGUACUACGAGACAAUCCCCUCGACUUUAUUGGCGAAUUUUGUAGCCAUUAAGAAUUACACAGGCGAACGGAGACCGGAAGGGCAGCUAUGCAUGAAUUGCGAACUCUUCUCGACCGUUUGGAAAUCGGCUGCUUGGAGACGUCGUUAACAGAUCCUCAACCCAAAGGAGAGGAAUGUCCACGCGUAUGGGACGGCCUUUUAUGUUGGCCACCAACGCCAGCCAACGUUACGAGCCACCUCAGCUGUCCGGAGUAUGUCGACGGGUUUGACGUCCUGGCUUUCGCGACUCGACAUUGCAUGGAAGAUGGAACGUGGUACUUCAAUCUACAGGAGAACAGAACUUGGUCGAAUUAUUCAUCGUGUGGCCUGUCUAGACAUUCCCCUUUCAACACCACGCUAUUCGAAACCUGGCUGCCAAUUAUCAGAAGGAUAUCACAAGUCGGUUAUGGAGUCUCUCUCGGCACCUUACUCAUCGCCCUUUUUAUUUUAGCAUCAUUCAAGAAAUUAUAUUGUCCGCGCAAUACGCUACACAUGCAUCUGUUCAUCUCUUUCAUCAUGCGAGCGUUUAUGGCACUGCUCAGAGAUAAUCUCUUUGUCGAUGGACUAGAUAGUUUUGCCUUGUCGACAGAUGAAUCCCUCGCUGAUACGAAUGUGGACGAUCUCCUGCACCAGUACCCCGGCACGGGCGGCUGGCAAUGCAAGCUAGUAACGAGCUUCUGGCAGUACUUCAUCAUGGCAAAUUAUUCCUGGAUCCUGAUGGAAGGACUCUACUUGCACAAUCUAAUCUUCCUGGCACUGUUUACCGACUCUAGUGCCAUCACCAUUUACAUUAUCCUCGGUUGGGGUUUACCAUUGAUAUUCGUCUCUUCGUGGGUGGUAAUGCGAGUCCUGUUUGAAAAUCUACUCUGCUGGACGACGAACGAGAACAAAAUCAUAUUUUGGCUUCUCAUCCGGGGACCUAUAACAGCUUCUAUUUUGAUCAAUUUGAUGUUCUUCCUGCACAUCACGUGGGUGCUCCUGUCCAAGUUAAGGUCAUCCGUAUCAGCUGAGACACGCAAGUACAGGUACAGAAAAUGGGCAAAAUCCACCUUGGUGUUGGUCCCUCUUUUCGGGGUUCACUACACCGUCUAUUGUAUUAUGCACGGGGCAGACGACGGACUUGGGGAAGCUGUGGAAGUGGCACUCCUCGUUUCCGAUCAACUUUUCGCUUCUUUUCAAGGAUUCUUGGUUGCCCUUCUUUACUGUUUAAUGAACGGCGAGGUCCGCGGAGAACUGUCCCGCCGGUGGAAACGAUUCCGGCAGAAUCAUAACUUGGACUCGCCUUGGUCGCAGUACAGUAUCACCAACAAUUCCAGGAUUCUUCAUUUGAAUGGAUGCAGGACAAAUACGACACGCGGCUGGCGGACGUCGUUUCAUUCAAUUCAGAUCACGUCAACGGGUGGCGAUCGCCGUGACUACAGACUCCGCUCCCUUACACCGCCGUUCAUCGCGUGCUACAAUAGCAACCCUAACAAUUCGUCCAACAGCUGCGACUCGCGAUCAACGUCUAUUACUGGCCCUAUCAAUCAAUCAGUUAGCACCAACAGUGUCAUUGGUCCGACACGCAUUGCCUGUUCAAAGCAAAUCACCAUUGCAAAUCGACUGGAGAAGAUCGUUAGCGAAAGCGAAGAAUCGGAGCAUUUAGACACUCGACCCCAUUACGAUAGUGACGAGGCGACGACUUUAGCUGAUAUGACUACCAAGCCUCUCAGGGCAAUAUCUAAAACGUCAUUGUAAAAGAACAAUACGAAGGCAUUAUCUAGAUACCUGCAAAACGCGUGAAAUUAUCACGACAGCCAUUCCAUUUGUCAUGAGAAAAAUCCACACUGAUGUACCUAUACUUCCAUUUAAACAGUUACGUGUCUUUCUACAUGCACACGAAACUGUUUUUGGUGGAAGAAAGUCAGCCCCCUUCGAUGACCUUAUUUUUCUUAUUGACAACAUGUACAUAUUAAUACGAUAUGUCUUCUUUCUUUAAAUAUUGCAUGUCGUGUGUGGUUGGAUCAGUGUAUUAUAACAAAACACCGGUGAGUUAAAUGUCAAAUGUGACCCUAAAAAUGUGAUUUUUGCUUUUAAACGUUCAUACUGUCGAUGAAAGUUUGCGGCUCAAUAUGAUUAGCAUUUUUCAGCUCUUAUACAACAUUAGGCACUUAAAGUGGUUCGUUUAAGCGUUAACCUAACCCUUUUAUGUACAGCUGUGCAAGCCUAUGCUCAGAUUGAGUAUUCGUAUCCUCCCGCCUCAUGGUCAGUAUUUUUUUUAGCUUGAAGCUAUAGUCGUGACAUCUCACGCUACGGAUGGAAGAAGAACUGUUCACAUCCUGUGUGAAUCAAAGUCCAUCUACCGACAUCAGACAAACUGGGAACCAACGAUUCGGAUAAAAACAGGGCAAAGAUGCAAUUGUACUUCUAGUUCCUUUAGUUUAGCCAAUAACAUCGGGGUAAUCCUUGAUUGAUUGUGACGGUAAGUUCCGAGUCGAGUGCAAACGUUUUCUUAGAAAAGAAUCAGUCGAUAUUAAGGCGAAUAGUUAAAAGGUCAAGAAAUAUGCGAUGGUGGAAACUGGUUCCACAACUAGUAGAGUGCGAUAACCUACCACAAUUCAAUGACCUUAUUCCUUUUCGGAAUAAUUAUGACCAAAUGACCCUCAUUCUUCAUUUUCUGAACAAAACGCGUCGCUUAAUCGCCGUGCCCGAUUACACAUAAGUGUAAUGAAGCAACUAUACCCGGUUUAAAUUUAAAUUUCUUAACUAUCUGUGCCAUACGGUUUCCUUAAAUGUUCGCAUUGUCGUCGCCCAAUGUAAUUGGCAAGUUAUAAAUAAAAAAUGUCUGUAUUCCUAAAUCACGCAUUGCACCAUUAUGGAAGUUACAAACAUACAGUAUAAAACUGGAGGUGUAUGUGCCUUCACGGACAGUUUCCACAGAUCUCACACCAUAAUAACAAAGCCCGACUUAUUUUGUCGGGCUUAAUUUUGAUUUUGAUUUUUUUUAACAUCUAAAUAUAGCUAUAAAAAUA
This is a messenger RNA of Daphnia carinata, 3547 nucleotides long. Its product is annotated as secretin receptor-like. Gene Ontology annotation, molecular function: peptide hormone binding; G protein-coupled peptide receptor activity. NCBI's taxonomy places the organism in Eukaryota, Metazoa, Arthropoda, Branchiopoda, Diplostraca, Daphniidae. Gene Ontology annotation, cellular component: plasma membrane. The transcript has 13 exons. Bases 585 to 2273 code for a protein of 562 amino acids. Gene Ontology annotation, biological process: cell surface receptor signaling pathway; adenylate cyclase-modulating G protein-coupled receptor signaling pathway. The record is from RefSeq and is a predicted model, not a curated record.